ACGAGCGGGCGUGACUCAGCGGGGAUUCAGGGGGAACUCAAACCUCACGUGGGGGUUUCCGUCAGGGGCGGUACUCGCUGUAGAGGCAGAGGAGUAUUUUACAGUUUUACAGUGAGACAUCAGACGAAACAACCACAGAAGCAGUAUUCAGACCUAGGGAGCUACUGAGAGGUGAAACGUUGAAUUCGGGCAUACGAUUCAGAGUGUGCACUUGUAUGAGAGAAAGAGUUCUGACUGUGUCUAGUUUGACUUCUCUGUCGCUGUCUCUCGGCGGCUUGACUUGUGUUUAAUCUACUUUGUAUGUACACACUGUUUUGAGACUUAAUCAAUGCUUCAUCAACUCAAAGAUGCAGCCAAGGGGCUGCUGCGAUGGCUGCGCUCUCGGGAGUCCUCGGAGCCGGAGAGCAAAACACGCGAGAUGUCAGUGGAGGAAGGGAAAGCCUUGGCGCAUCGGUUCCAGGUGAUCGAGUCAUGCGUGGGACUGUUGGGCUGUUUGUUUGUGAUGGUCGCAGUGUGGACUCCUUUCUGGCUAGGUAGCCAAGGACUCUGGACAGUGGUCAACACCACCAGCUCCGACAACGAGUGGACUGUCCAGGACAGGGGCUGGACAGGAGACAGAGUUAUCAAAGCACUGAGCGAGUCUUCGCGGGUCUUCGCAGUGCUGGCUUUCGUGAUGGCUGUCUGCUCGGGAGUUCUGUGCCUCAUCUUCGCCCUCUGCUGGACACACGACACGGUGCACACAUACACCAACGCCCGCUCUCUCCUCAUGGUAGGGACAGCUCUCAAGCCCACCACUCUGCUGCUCAUCACCCUUAGUUUAACAGGUCCGUGGUCCCUUCACCUCCUGCCUCCACACAUGAUGCAGUCCUAUUGGCUGGGGCCUGGGUUCUCCGAGGGCUAUGACACCAUCCUGCCUUACAUACCAGUCGCCACUCCGAGGCUAUGA
Alosa alosa (allis shad) is the source of this 946-nucleotide messenger RNA. RefSeq lists its product as uncharacterized. The coding region runs from base 329 to 946 and encodes 205 amino acids. The transcript is spliced from 4 exons. NCBI's taxonomy places the organism in Eukaryota, Metazoa, Chordata, Actinopteri, Clupeiformes, Clupeidae. The record is from RefSeq and is a predicted model, not a curated record.